Messenger RNA from Polyodon spathula (Mississippi paddlefish), 5092 nucleotides. RefSeq names its product collagen alpha-1(XXV) chain. NCBI's taxonomy places the organism in Eukaryota, Metazoa, Chordata, Actinopteri, Acipenseriformes, Polyodontidae. The coding region runs from base 427 to 2502 and encodes 691 amino acids. The transcript is spliced from 38 exons. The record is from RefSeq and is a predicted model, not a curated record.
CUGAUCAUCAGUAUAGUUACUCUGCAAGAGGAAUUGACACUACUGUGUUCGUGUUCUAUUCACCUAAUAGUAAUAGCUCCAGGUCUUUCAUUUACACAGCUUUCUGUUUCUUGCUUGUCAUUUUGGAAUCAGGUGGGGAGGUGCAACAAGUUUGCUCAGGCAGGGGUCUCCCCCCGGUGACAGGUUUUAAAUAACAUUUAUUCUGAGAACUGGAAACGCGCGUGGGUUAUUCCACUGGGCAUUUUUACAACGCUGCGUGGACUUCCGUCUUUUCAUUUUCUUAUACAUAGUUGUAGUGAUGCGUAUUUCCUACGUGUAAAUGUCGUGUCUAGCAAUAUCAGUUAUUUAUCAGUUGGCCUGUUGAAAAAAGGGGUGUUUAACAUUCAGUAUUUUAAAUUUGGUUCUAUAAUAUUAUUGAACUAUAACAUGACGGCUGCAGGAUUUAAAGAAGGAGACACUAGACGUGCUGUGGAUAUGGAGAGUAAAACUGGCUCAGAUGGACAGCGCCGUUGCAGCAGGAGUUUCCUCAAUGUCCUGUCAUUUAUACUGUCUCUUCUGUGUGUAGCAUACUGUAUACUUCUCAGUGUAAGAACCUCAGAGUUCCAAGAUAGGGUUUUUGCGUUAGAAACUGGAAAAGGUGAGUUGUAUCACCACCGGACCCCCGCCUUUUCAGUGGAUCAGCUAAAUUAUAUGGUGCAAGAAAGAGUGGAUGAACUUCUGGCGCAGAGAUCAUACGAACAUUUGGCAAAAAUCAGGAUUGCACGGGAAGCGCCGCCUGAAUGCAGCUGUCCAGCAGGCCCUCCAGGAAAGCGAGGAAGAAGGGGCAAAAAUGGUGAAUCAGGACCACCUGGCCCUCCUGGUCCAAAAGGUGAUAAGGGGGAUCAAGGUGACCAAGGUCCACGGAUGGUCUUCCCUAAAAUCAAUCAUGGGUUUCUUUCUGCUGAUCAGCAGCUCAUAAAACGGCGUCUCAUUAAGGGGGAUCAAGGUCAGGCUGGUCCUCCUGGCCCUCCAGGGCCCCCAGGACCACCAGGCCCCCGUGGCCCUCCAGGAGACACAGGAAAGGAUGGACCCAGAGGUGUGCCAGGCCUGCCGGGAGAACCAGGAAACCCAGGGGAUGUAGGACCAAUGGGACCUGAGGGACCUCCGGGACAAAAGGGCUCUCUUGGAUCCCCUGGGAUUGCAGGUGCGGACGGCCACAAGGGGGAACCAGGUUUGCCAGGGAUAGAUGGAACACCUGGAGUCAAGGGUGAAAUAGGAGAAUGGGGUGAAAAGGGCGACACUGGGGAGCCUGGCCAGAAAGGGGACAUGGGCGCAAAGGGUGAAUCUGGCUCAUCUGCUGCUGGGAUAAAGGGUGAACCAGGAGAAACUGGGCGUUCAGCGCAAAAGGGUGAACCAGGUCUACCUGGGCUUCCUGGACUUCCUGGCAUAAAGGGCGAGCCAGGUUUUAUGGGUCCUCAGGGCGAGCCUGGGUUACCAGGGUUACCAGGAACAAAGGGAGAAAGGGGAGAAUCUGGCCCACCUGGGAUAGGGGAGCGAGGAGAAAGCGGUCCUCAUGGGCCAAAGGGGGUUCCUGGGGAGGCUGGAGCCACAGGCCCCAAGGGGUCAAAGGGUGAUUCUGGAGAGACUGGUAAAUUAGGAGCCAUGGGGCCCAGGGGUCCACCGGGGCAAAAGGGUGACCAAGGAGCCACAGAGAUAAUUGAUUAUAAUGGAAACAUCCAUGAAGCACUGCAGAGGAUUACCACUCUAACAGUCACGGGUCCCCCAGGACCACCAGGACUGCCAGGGCAGCAAGGAAUAAAGGGAGAGACAGGAGCCCAAGGGAAGCCUGGGCUGGAUGGUGAGCAGGGUCCCAAAGGCUCAAAAGGUGACAUGGGUAUCCCAGGCAUGUCAGGAGAGAAAGGAGAAAUAGGUCUACCUGGAUUGCCAGGCGCUAAUGGCAUGAAAGCAGAAAAGGGAGAUUCUGGUUUACCUGGUCCUCAAGGUCAAUCUCUUAUUGGUCCUCCUGGAGCGCCUGGCCCCCAUGGCUUACCAGGCCCAAUGGGACCUAAUGGUUUACCUGGACCCAAGGGUGAACCAGGGUUGCAUGGUGUUAAAGGAGUGAAGGGUGAGCCAGGGCAUAAGGGUGACAGAGGACCCCUUGGUCUCCCAGGAGCGUCUGGCUUAGAUGGCAAGCCAGGACCCAGGGGUAUGGAUGGUCCAGUAGGUCCUUCAGGCCCGGCUGGCCCAAAAGGUGACAGAGGUGAAAGGGGACCAGCUGGUGAACCUGGGCCAAGAGGACCAUAUGGAUUACCUGGCACAGAGGGGGCACCUGGCUUGGAUGGAUUACCAGGCCUGAAGGGAGAGAAAGGAGAUCCUGGUGAAAGGGGAGAAAAGGGGGAAAAGGGAAAGAAGGCCAAAAAAGGGCCUAAAGGGGAGAAAGGAGAACAGGGUGCUCCUGGAUUAGAUGCACCUUGCCCAUUGGGUCCAGAUGGACUACCAAUGCCUGGAUGCUGGCAGAAGUAAUGCGUCUAACCCAAAAGCAUGGAGUUUGUACAUAAUGCUUCAUUUUUUUUUUUGUAUUUAUAGUUUUGUAAAUGUAAAAUAUAAAUAUAUAAAUAUAAAUAAAAGAACAACGAACAAAUGUUUACAUGUAGCUGCUUCAACUCACCUACAGUAACAAAGUGUGUACCAUCGCAUCAGCAUUAUGACUUUGUAACUAAGAGGAAGAAACUGUAGGCUUGUGUCAAACACAGGGAUCAACCUUGUUUGCUUUUUGCAUGGACAGAAGCCGAGCAACAGUAAGAAAUUGUGCCCAAAAGGACUAAAAACCAUUGGAAUCUUUGGAAUGUACUGUACUUGAUGUCAUUGGAUAUUACUGGUGUUUGUGUUUGUGUUCAUCUCAAGUCUGUCAUCCAUUCAUGCUGUCAUACAAACUCUAAAGACUAAAAACAAAGAAACAAAAAAAAAAUCAGCAUGAAUAAUGUGCCAAAAAAUAAUAAAAAAAAGUUAUCGCUUGUGGUGUGCUAGAUUUAUGGCUUCAGACACUAACUGGCUGUUGGUUUAUUGCAGUUUUUUAAAACACAGAUCACUGAAAUUAUUUUCUUUUGUCAUCUUCCAAAGGGAGUCACACCAUGGCUGGUGGCUUGAAAAGAUAUAAUCCCAGAUUUUGUAAAAUCUUCAGCAAUUUAAACCUGCAGUUCUUCAACUCCAGUUGUGUGGGCCAUCUGCCCCCAUCUGCAUUUCUUCCUUUAUGCAUGCCUAGCAGUCAAGCAGAUGCAACAAGCAACAUUUGUUAUUUUGGCAAGGAUACAAAAUGGGUGCUGACCCUACAGUAUGGCUCAGCAAGGAUUGAUUUAGACUCAAGAGGAUUUGGAAGAGCAUCUGCAGUACUGAAGUGGAAGAAGAUCCGCAAUGGAUUCACAAUGCUUGAGUUUCACAGGUUUGGCCAUGGAUUGCAUGCAUCACAGACCAAAAGAAGGGUUUUGCUGUCACUUGUGAAGCAAAUGUUAGGUUGAAAGAAAUUGAAACGAGUAGUGUUUACCAGCUUCUAUGAGAAACAAAAGGGAUGGUCUUACUUUUGUCACUUGUGAAGCAAAUGUUAGGUUGAAAGAAAUUGAAACGAGUAGUGUUUACCAGCUUCUAUGAGAAACAAAAGGGAUGGUCUUACUGCCUUUUAGGAGUGAGGGUUGAACUGUUAAAAUGAAAAGGCCUUGAAGGAUUAUCACAGGAUUGCAGUGGUGCAUUUUUUUAUUCAUGAUGCAUAAUGGCCUCAAGGACGUGUAAGUCUUUUAUUUUGUUGGAAACAUACAGCAAACUUCACAAACAUUUCUGUUUGAGGAAUGGUGCUUUUUAUUGUAUAACAUGUUACAGUAUUAAACCAUCUAAAUUUACUGUAUUAUGUUCUUUAAAGACGCUCCGAUUUAAAAAAGAAAAAAUAUAUUGAUUAUUAAUCAUAUUAUUAUUUCAAGCUUUGACAGAAAAUGGUGGAGCUGCAAGGAACUCUAAAAGGAAGUGUAUAGCAGUGGCUACCAAGUAGUGGUGGUUACUGCAGCUUCAGCUCUCUUUACAAGAAGAUUGGACUGAAUGCACACUUAAGGACUAAAAGAAGCAGGUGCUGCUUGAAUCGAUUUAACAGCCAGCUACUCUGAGAUUUAGAACGAAUCAGCAGAAAUGUCAAAGUAUCAUAGGCUUAAUGACAGGUAUUAUUUUUUUUCUGUUUACACAUUUAUUAGCCUAUAUUUGCUUUCCUGAUUUCCCAUAUGGUAUGCAUUAGUCAGGCCUUCUUCAAUUGACCACUCAGUGCACCACAGAAAAGUGGUAUCUAUACAACAGAUAGGCUAGCUUUUUAUCCAGGUGAUUCAACAUAGAAAUUCACUAUAGACAAUAGAUUGACUGUAAUUACUGCAUCAUUUAAGUCAUGCUUGUAUUGCUUUAUUCCCAAACUAAUAAAUCGUAUUUAGUAAAUUAACAUUUAGAGAACAGGGUUAUGUUGUUCAGUGAUUGAGUAGAGCUAAGCUUACUCAAUGGCAGUGUUUUCAUUCCUAUCUCAUCUGAGUUAGUUGAGAGCUGUGCUAUCAUAGAUUGGAAAUGUAACUGGUCUAUAGUGUAUUUCAAAACGUGGGAAUAGAAAAACUGAGUGAUUAUUAGAUCCACGGAAAGGGAAAGGCAAUUGUCAUGGGCAGUGCACGCACAACACUUUCAACACAACUGUGCAUUUAAGUUGUGCCUUCGUAGUCACAUAUCUCUGGACUUUUGUGAACACUAGCGGUGACAGCACCCAUUUCUUAACACAACAGGAAACAGACAGAAAUUUUUAGUCAGUCAGUGAGCAUUCUAGAGUCAAAUCCAGGCAAAAAUUAAUGAACAGGCCUGUGUAUAAAUACACUAAAGAGAUUGAACAACAUUUACUGUUUAGCUUAAACAAUGCACUUCUCUAGAAGCCAUUUGGAAAGCUCGCUGCAGUCAGACAGGGCCCUUAAACCAGGGAAACAGAUACAGAUUAGUGUUGGUUUUUUUGGGGGUUUUUUUUGUUUUUUUUUAAUUACUGGUAUUUAUAUAUAUUUGGGGGUGUUGGGUCUUUUUUAAAUUUGCGAACCAUGUUGAUUAUUUUUUG